CAUCCGUGGGCGCCGCGCUGCGCUCACUGCGCGGCUGGCAGCACGCCAAAGAGCGCCACUACUUCAGCGAGCGCUCGGUGCUGCAGCGUCGACACGCGGAGCGCGCGGCGACCGAAGCGCGGCUGUCGGCGCUGAUGGGGACGAAGGUGGCGGCGCCGGCGACCAGCGCCGAGCAGGAGCUGAAGGAGUUCGAUCGCAUGGUCUGGACGAAGACUAGGGAGAUGGUUAGGCAGAUGGAGAGGGAGAUGGCGAAGCUGGGCGUGCCGCUGUUUUGUGAGGGCGUCGAUUAUGGCGAUCCUGUGAGGCUCGCCGAGUGGAGGAGGAGAGUGGUCGAGUUGCUGGAGGACCUGUUUGAAGAUGAAGUGCAGUAGGAGUGGGCGUCGGUGUACAUGGGAGAAUGGGAGAUAUGGAAGUUGGAUGUUUUGACUUGGACGCUGUCCGAAAGGGAGUCUGUAUGGCGUUCCUCUCUUUUGGCAUGUGGGGGUUGCGGGCUGACCAAGUAACAGCCCGAGAAUUGUGGAGACGAAAUGCACGAGACACACAAGGUGACAGCUGAAUCACCGGGCAAGAGAGUGGGUGGUAAUGGAUCACAACUGCACAUUUGCACAUCUGCACGUUUGUAUCUGUAGAGCACUUACUGCUAUAAACACGAGCAAUUGAUUCCGACAAUCGAAUGCACAUAAUACAAGUACAA
This is a messenger RNA of Tricharina praecox, 694 nucleotides long. RefSeq lists its product as uncharacterized. The transcript has a single exon. Lineage: Eukaryota; Fungi; Ascomycota; Pezizomycetes; Pezizales; Pyronemataceae. The record is from RefSeq and is a predicted model, not a curated record. Bases 135 to 371 code for a protein of 78 amino acids.